Messenger RNA from Macadamia integrifolia, 1605 nucleotides. RefSeq names its product diacylglycerol O-acyltransferase 2D-like. Gene Ontology annotation, biological process: triglyceride biosynthetic process. Lineage: Eukaryota; Viridiplantae; Streptophyta; Magnoliopsida; Proteales; Proteaceae. The transcript has 9 exons. Gene Ontology annotation, cellular component: endoplasmic reticulum membrane. The record is from RefSeq and is a predicted model, not a curated record. Gene Ontology annotation, molecular function: diacylglycerol O-acyltransferase activity. The coding region runs from base 498 to 1490 and encodes 330 amino acids.
ACCUUUGGGUGUAAAAAUUGACUUCGAUGGACUAAUCUCGAUCCAUCGAGUAUUUAAAGAGCUUUGUCGUCUUCUUCGUCUAGAAGAUGAAGUGAGCAGGCGAAGCGUGGAGCUGCGGCUUGCGCUUUGCGAAGGCUGUCUCUCAGCAAGUCAAGCCUGGUAUUAAUAUAUCGAAUACGCAAAUCCCCAAACAAACUAUGACGACUUGGCAAAAGCCUGAGGCCUUGACCACUGCAGAAACUUCCAAUUCCACAUUCCAUCACGAUCUACCAAGCGGUGUUUUCUAAAUAUAUAUAUUUGCAGCAGAUUGUUGACGAACUAUCCUCGUUUCAUCGUUCUUAUUUCUUACCCUUCUCUGCUCAAACCAAAAGUGUGAGAAAGUGAGAACUUCAGGAAACCGGAACUUUCGCGUUCCUUCUCAAGUCUUCUCCCCAGUUUCAAUCUCUCUUAGGGGGUCCGUUGUAGCUGACUCUGCUUCUUAAUUCUAUAGUUGUACGAUGGAGACGAGUAAUGGCAACCAUAAGUCCUCCUCUGUCAACGCCCGGGAUGAUGAAAUGACGGUGUUCCGGGGAAAACCAUCGUCGACGCUGCGCGAGAUAACAGCCCUCGCCAUAUGGUUGGGAGGUAUCCAUUUCAACGCUGUGCUGGUCAUAGCAACCAUCGUCUUCCUCCCCAAGUCUCUGGCUUUCGUGGUUUUUGGGCUUCUUGUAUUGCUUAUGGUAAUCCCGAUUAACGAGAAGAGCAAACCCGGACGAAGAUUAGCCAGGUUUAUUUGUAAGUACGCCUGUGGUUAUUUUCCGGCGACUCUUUAUGUGGAGGACAUUAAGGCAUUUAACCCAGAUCAAGCUUAUGUCUUUGGUUAUGAGCCACAUUCAGUUUUACCAAUUGGUGUUUUUUCUCUUGCCGACCUCACGGGUUUCAUGCCUCUAACAAAGAUAAAAGUCCUGGCUAGCAGCGCUGUUUUCCAUACACCUUUUGUGAGGCACAUAUGGACAUGGCUGGGGCUUACACCUGCAACAAGGAAGAAUUUUAAAUCACUUUUAGAAGCUGGCUAUAGUUGCAUUGUAAUCCCAGGUGGGGUGCAGGAGACAUUUCUUAUGAGACAUGAUUCUGAGAUUGCCUUCCUUAAGAAAAGAAAAGGAUUCGUUCGCCUAGCUAUGGAGGCAGGAUCACCUCUAGUUCCAGUUUUUUGCUUUGGUCAGUCAAAUGUUUACAAGUGGUGGAAGCCCAGUGGGAAGUUGAUCCAGCAACUUGCUAGAGUUCUCAAGUUCACCCCAGUUGUCUUCUGGGGAAUUUUUGGAUCACCUGUGCCAUAUCCACAUCCCAUGCAUAUUGUGGUGGGGAAACCGAUUGAGCUCAAGAGAAAUCCACAACCCACAACGGAAGAGGUCAAUGAAAUCCACAGCAAGUUUGUUGAAGCCAUGCUAGAGCUUUUUGAAAAGCACAAAGCUAUGGUUGGUCAAGCUGACCUCCAGUUGAAAAUUCUUUGAUAGAAGCCUUUCUUUAUGUUUCCUAGACUUCAAAUUCCAUGCAUGAGUAUGGUCAUCUGCCUGUAUUUGUAUGUAACGAUUGAGACAUUGAAUCAGAAGUCUUGACUUUCCCACA